Molecule: messenger RNA, 1857 nt
Organism: Aaosphaeria arxii CBS 175.79
Lineage: Eukaryota; Fungi; Ascomycota; Dothideomycetes; Pleosporales
Product: GMC oxidoreductase
Exons: 5
Coding region: 1-1857 (618 amino acids)
Biological process (GO): secondary metabolite biosynthetic process
Molecular function (GO): oxidoreductase activity, acting on CH-OH group of donors; flavin adenine dinucleotide binding
Source: RefSeq, a predicted model, not a curated record
AUGUUUUCUGAGGUCGCUUUCGUCUUGGGCUUGGUCGUUGGGGCUUCUGCUCGUCCGCUGCUGGGUCAACAUGCGCAGAGGAUCGAUGCGAGGCAGUUGGCCAACGAGUACGACUUUGUGGUUGCGGGAGGUGGCAUUGCGGGCUUGACGGUCGCGGAUCGGUUGUCUGAAAAUCCCAAGGUAUCUGUGUUGGUAAUCGAAUAUGGCCCUUUCGAUCAAGGCGAAGAUGGUGUCAUGGUUCCUGGUGCAUACUUCCCGGUUCCCUACCUCUGGCUGCCAUUGAGUAGCACGCCGCAAAAGGCACUCGGAGGGACUUCGUAUGGUGUUCCCUGCGGACGUGUUGUAGGUGGUGGCUCGGUCGUCAAUGCCAUGUUCUUCCAUCGCGGGAGUGCAGAAGUGUAUGACGGGUGGGAUAGCUUGGGUGCUACUGGGUGGUCAUGGAGCGACUUAUUUCCGUACUUUAAGAAGAGCGAGAAUUUCAACCCGCCUGACGCCAAAUAUGCUGCCGAACGCAACAUCACUUGGGACAAGUCCGUGCAUGGCUUUGGAGGACCUGUCCAAGCAAGUUACGCCCCUUACGACUACCCUGGAAGUGCCAACUUCUACAACGGCGCUCUCAGACUAGGAAUUGAGCCAAGGAAGGACCCCAAUGGUGGUGAUGCAACAGGCAUAUUCCGACUUCAGAGAUCUGUUGACCCUAAGACACAGACUCGAUCUACAGCGAGAAUCAAUCAUUACGAAAGCGUGAAGGCAUCUCGACCCAAUUAUCAUAUCCUACCUAACACUGCAGUCAACAAGAUCCUGUUCAGCGGUAAGACGGCCACUGGUGUGGAUUUCGUAGGAGUGUCCGAUAGCAAAUCGGGCACAGUCAAGGCCAAGAAGGAGGUCAUAGUUGCUGCAGGUGCUGUUCAUACGCCUCAAAUCCUACAGCUUUCUGGCAUUGGCGACGCCAAAUAUCUUCAACAAUUCAAGAUCAAUUCGGUUGUAGAUCUGCCCGGAGUUGGACUGAAUCUACAGGACCACCUUGUUCUAUCUGUAUCAUACAAUUUCACCAACAAUCUCUUUCCCAAUGGUGGAUCCCUCCAGGCCAAUACGACUUACGCCACAGAGCAGCGCGCUCUGUAUGACGCCAACAAGCCCAGCGCAUUCGACCUCACAGGCACGACCGGAAACCUCAUCAUCCAGCUCCCGCUCUCAGAAUGGACGUCUUCUGUGCGGUCCAUCGUCUCACUGGCCAGCAAACAAGAUCCUUCUAAGCUGUUAGGUGGAAGCCCCAAUGCAGGUGUCCUCGCGGGCUACAAGAAGCAGCGAAAGCUCAUUAUUGACAACCUCAGCAAUGACGGUGAGGCCGUUGGCGAUAUUUCUUGGAAUACCGGCCCAACAACUACUCUCUAUAUGACGCGCCCCCUCUCGCGAGGAUCUAUCAAGAUCAACAGUACGUCUAUACUUACUCAACCGUUGAUCGACUUCGGCGCCAUUACCGACCCAACGGACCUGGAGAUGUUGCUUGCAAUCUACCUUAAGAACCGCGAACUCAUGGCGACACCUGAACUGGCAGGCUUGGGGCCACUUGAGACGUCGCCAGCACCGGGUCUGAAAACAAAUGAGGAGAUCAAAGAAGCGAUAAAGAAGACAUUACAGCCAAGUAAUGCGCAUCAGUGCUGUACUGCUGCCAUGGUGCCGAAACAAGAUGGUGGUGUCGUCGAUCCUCAAAACAAAGUGUAUGGAACGGAUAGAUUGAGUGUUGUAGAUGCAAGUAUCUGGCCCUUUGUACCUGGUGGUGGACCACAGGCCAGUGUCUAUGCUGGCGCGGAGAAAGCAGCAGACACCAUCAAGAAGCGACACAAGUUGCUAUAG